Molecule: messenger RNA, 432 nt
Organism: Ectocarpus siliculosus
Lineage: Eukaryota; Phaeophyceae; Ectocarpales; Ectocarpaceae
Source: the annotation of a GenBank genome assembly
AUGGUGGACACAGCGAUCCAAAAAUUCGGCGGGCUGCACGUGGCCUUCAACAACGCCGGCGUGUACAGAUCGGCGCCUUUCGCGGACAUCAUGGAAGACACCAUCGACGACCUCCUGAAUAUCAACGUCAAGUCACUCGCCUGGUGCUUCAAGUAUCAGAUCCCUGCCAUGAAGGACAGCGCAGGAGGAAAGGGCUCCAUCAUCGUCAACACCUCAUCCACGGCGUUGCGUCCGUCAGCCUCGCCAGGGAUGACUGGCUCUGGAAUGUACGCAGCUUCCAAAGCGGCGGCGGAAUUGCUGAUGAAGUAUGCCGCCAUUGAGGGCGCGGCGUCAGGGGUGCGGGUGAACUCCGUCGCCCGUGGCCUUGUGAAAACGCCCAUCUUCGGCGACAUGCCCGACGAGACUCUGGUCGCCUUCGCCGGAGCGACGUAG